Molecule: messenger RNA, 1359 nt
Organism: Osmia bicornis bicornis
Lineage: Eukaryota; Metazoa; Arthropoda; Insecta; Hymenoptera; Megachilidae
Exons: 1
Coding region: 1-1359 (452 amino acids)
Source: RefSeq, a predicted model, not a curated record
AUGGUGGAGGACCUUCAGAUCACCCUCAGCAAAGCGCCCGCAGAAGUCGCGCCCGAAGAACCGGAGCUCAUGCGCAGCACGAUUCUGGAAAUUCAUGCCGAUUUCCAGCACGAACACGCAGCCCUCUCAAAGGUCUGGCCGCCCACGCAACUCGACCACGCCUACUUCAAGGAAAAGGUUUCCUCCAACGAAGCUGGAGUCGUGCUGUCAGCUCGCAAGCUGUUGGCGCAGCUUGAACAAAAAAUCAAGCAGCACACUCAGCCCUCGCAGACCACGACGGUCUCGACGACCGACGCGCCCACGCAGUCCUCGGCAAGGCGAUCACGUCUCCCCGAGAUCGCUCUCCCGAAAUUCGAGGGAGAUUACAGCAAAUGGGCUGAGUUCAAGACCCAUUUCGCGUCUGUAAUUAGUGAACGCGCGGACCUCUCGGCACACGACAAGUUCCUGUACUUGAAGGGCGCAGUUACGGGCAACGCGGCGAAUUUAAUCAGCCACCUUCCGACCACAGAUGGCGCUCUCGAUCAGGCGUGGCAGCUGUUUGAUGGCCGCUACGACAACAAGCGGCUAAAUGUGCAGUCUCACAUGGAUCGGCUCGCCAACCUUAAGCCGAUGAAGCUGCGGAAAGCGGCCUCUCUCCUGAAGAUGGUAAAUAUCAUUCAGGAGACGCAGCAGGCGCUACGCUCGUUUGGUUUAGAGGACGCCCAUAACUGCUUUCUCCUCACCAUCCUCGUGAGACUGCUCGACGCAGACACGCGCGAGCACUGGGAGUCCUCGCUGGCCACGAAGAAGGACUAUCCUACGCUGGAGGAACUGACCACGUUCCUACUCGCCCGCGCAAGAACACUCGAGCAAUUAGAGCAGCUCAGCACCGCACGCGCUACUCAGCCCACGCCGACAACACCCGCAAGGACCACGCAGCCUUCACAGCAACGCUCCGCUCCAGCAAGAGCAGCCGUCCAUGCAGGAGCCGCUCGACCAGCUGCUCCAGCCCACGCAGCAUCCGCAGGCCACGCAAGAACCACGCAGUUCGCACUGUAUCCAUGUGCGUUCUGCCAAAAGGACCAUUUUCUAUCCGCAUGCCUGGUCUUCAGGGCGCUGACCCCGCACGACCGCGCCAACGUGGUCAAGGCACACGCACUCUGCGUGAAUUGCCUUGGCCACCACAAUUUACGCAGUUGUCGCACGUCACAAAGGUGCAAGAUUUGUGACGAAAUACAUCACACCAUGCUUCAUGGUGCUGAUAUUAGCAAGGUAUUAGUACCUGGCCUUGCUCCAGCAGCAGCAGCGCAGACCACGCCCACACCGGCUCCAGCAGCCGCUACGCAGACCACGCCAACCACUUCAACGACCACUUAUUGA